AUGAACGGCGAGAAGAAAUUUGCAGCGACGGAAAGCAGCUUUUCAGAGUGCCAGUGUACAGGAUAUACACGUUCUGAUAAUGCUCCAUGCUCCAGGUUGCAAAACGCAUUUCCAGGAGCACCAGCACCAAAGCCGUCACGACGAACAACAGCAGCCACCAGUGCGACACUUCGAAAAGCGGGUAGCAUUGGAAAUAUACGUACUUUGCUCACAUCAUCAACUUCAGUUGCAAAGGAAGCUUCGAAAAGGAUGCCCGGUGCAUGUCCAUAUCGACAGAACAAGCUCGAGCAGUCGGCACAUUUACAGGAGCAAUAUACGAGGAAUCUACAGCAGCAGAUUUAUCUUCUCGAACUUGAAAACAAUUUUUUGUAA
Messenger RNA from Gongylonema pulchrum, 372 nucleotides. NCBI's taxonomy places the organism in Eukaryota, Metazoa, Nematoda, Chromadorea, Rhabditida, Gongylonematidae. The record is from the annotation of a GenBank genome assembly.